Messenger RNA from Xenopus laevis (African clawed frog), 12471 nucleotides. RefSeq names its product E1A binding protein p400 L homeolog (gene ep400.L). Gene Ontology annotation, cellular component: nucleus; Swr1 complex; NuA4 histone acetyltransferase complex. Gene Ontology annotation, molecular function: DNA binding; nucleotide binding; chromatin binding. Bases 411 to 9599 code for a protein of 3062 amino acids. The transcript has 56 exons. The record is from RefSeq and is a predicted model, not a curated record. Gene Ontology annotation, biological process: DNA repair. Lineage: Eukaryota; Metazoa; Chordata; Amphibia; Anura; Pipidae.
GGAGCGGUCACAUGGUAAUAUCACAUGACCGUGACGUCCCGGAGGUCCUUUCCGAGGAUAGGAACUAGCCGCUUCUGUUUAAAGCAAGCUGCCUGGGUUUGGAACUUCUUUCUAAGGCUGGUGCAGCGGAGUGAUAUGAAUCAGCCCGACGCCUAGCGGAGGUAUCCUUUACGUGCUUUCCUGUCAGCCCGUCCCCAUAGAGACCGCCCGGAUCCAUCGCCGUGCAAUAACAUCUAAGGUCUCAGGAUAGAGAAGUAAGAAGAAGGAGAAGAAGUACUGAAAUGAGGAAGGUGAUCAGUGCGGCCUCCUAUCUGUUUAACUUCUCUAUGAAGUUCUGCUCCUCUGAUGUCUGCCUGGAGAUCAGACCUUAACGUGAACUCUGCACACGUUAGAUAAAAAAUACAACAACAAUGCAUCAUGGAAAUGGACCAACGUCGACCCCUCGCCAGUUGCAGAGGUCCAGAUCCUUCACAGGAAAUGAAGGGGAAGAAGCAACCAUGCAGACAAGUUUACCCCAGUCACCUGCUCCAUCAUUUACCCCGGCUGUUAGUUCUCCUGCACCCCAGUCACCAAGUUACCAAAUACAACAACUAAUCAUGAGCCGGAAUCCAGUGGCUGGUCAAAAUGUAAAUAUAACUUUACAAAAUGUAGGGCCUGUGGUUGCAGGAAACCAACAGAUUACACUUACACCACUGCCAAUUCCUAAUCCUGCUUCACCUGGCUUUCAGUUCAGCUCCCAGCCAAGAAGAUUUGAACAUGGUUCGCCAUCUUACAUUCAAGUUACCUCCCCAAUGUCUCAACAGGUACAGACUCAAAGCCCCACGCAACCCAGUGCAAUGCCAAUUCAAGCAUUACAGAGUGUAAGGACUGGGACUGCAGGGGCUAGUUUGAGCAUGUGCAGCCAGAGUCCUACACGUGGGUUUGUUGAUGCCAGUGUGCUGGUGAGACAGAUAAGUUUAAGCCCAUCUAAUGGAGGACAUUUUGUUUUUCAAGAAGGCACUGGUAUUGCACAAAUUGCACAGGGGGCCACAGCACAAGUACAACUUCCUGCAGGAGCGACACAGGCUACCAUGCAUGAACGCAGACUUUCCCAGCCCCAUUCUCAAACAGGUGGAACCAUCCAUCAUCUUGGACCACAAAGUCCUGUAGCAAGUGGUGCCAAUAUGCAGGCUUUAGCUACUCCUAGCCACAUAACAACUACCAACUUACCACCACAGAUAAGUAGCAUAAUUCAGGGUCAGCUAAUCCAACAGCAGCAGGUGCUUCAUGGACAGCAGCUGGGCAGGGCUAUCAGCUUUGACAGAACUGCUGGAGGGAUGAUAGCUGGAGUGGCUGGUGCAUCAUUUGGAAUGAGCACACCCCCUACUCCAACAAGUCCAUCCCGUGCUGCAGGUCCCCAGGGUCUUUCUAAUCUUCUCAUUACCACAACAGUGAGCACCACUCACAAAAAACAAAGUAAGAAGCUGGAAGAAAUCCCCCCUGCUACUCAAGAGGAUGCUCGAAUGAGGAAGCAAUGCUUGGAUCAUCACCAAAAAAAUAUGAAGGCCCUAAAGGAAAACUUUAAGGAGUAUCUGAUUGAGCUUUUCUUCCUGCAACACUUUCAGGGGAACAUGAUGGAUUUUCUGGCAUUUAAGAAAAAGCCCACCUUGGGUCUCCAAGGUUACCUUCGACAGAAUGACUUAGAUGUAGAAGAGGAAGAAGAGGAAGAGCAGUCAGAGGUUAUCAAUGAUGAGGUAAAGAUUGUGACAGGAAAAGAUGGGCAGACUGGUACUCCUGUUGCUAUAGCAACCCAGCUUCCUCCUAAUGUUUCUGCUGCUUUUUCAUCUCAGCAGCAGCCAUUCCAGCAAGCACUCACAGGGAGUGGUGCAGUAGGAGCAGCAAAUACAAUAGAUAUUGAAGCCUUUAAGAGGCAGCAAGUGCUUACACAAACAGACCCCAGUAAGAGGCCGCGCCUUGAUGUGUCUAGGCAUGGAAUGGUGUUCCAGCAUCCAGGGGUGACAUCGGGGGUGCCACUUCAGCAACUCAUGCCUACUGCACAAGGAGGAAUGCCACCAACUCCUCAGACUGUACAGCUAACAGGGCAGAAGCAAAAUCAACAGCAAUAUGAUCCCUCAAAAGGUCCACCAGUGCAAAAUGCAGCUAGCCUGCACACACCACCUCCUCAGCUCCCUAGCAGGGUACAGGCCUCUAAUAUCCCUAUUUCUUCUCUCCCUACUGCUUUGCACCUGGCACAGCAGCAGCAACAACAGCAGCAGCAGCAAAUCACUGAAACUCAAAUUCAGCCCCAAAUUCAGGUACAAGUUAAAUCCCAGCCUGCUAGUGUACAGAUCCCAGCUUCUCCACAGAAUCAAUUGCCUUCGCAGAUAUCACAGCCACUGCAAUCUGGCUUCCACACUCAGAUGCAAACCGCUGUAUCACAACCACAAGCAGCCAUUCAGCAGCAGACUGUAACUCUGGUGAGACCAGGUAUUGACUCUCCACAGCAACGCCUUACAGGCAACACACAAACCAACGCAUUUGUUGCUCCUGCAGCCAUCUCCACUGCUAACCCUAUUGCAUCCUUCUCGCUGCCAACAAACAGAGCUUUGCCUGCCACAAGCAAGUCUAUGAUAGCCUCUGUCUCCAAAGCACCAGGCUCUGCUGGAACUGCUGGCACUAAAAUUCAGGGUCAGUUACAGAUUCCGUCUGGAUUAACAUCUGAAAACUCUCAGGAUAAAUUGGCUGAGCAGGUUAAACUGGAAAACCAUGUUCAUCAACGCAUUGCAGACCUGCGGAAGGAAGGUUUAUGGUCCUUAAGAAGGUUACCUAAGAUUCAGGAGCCCUCUAGAGCAAAAUCCCACUGGGAUUACCUGCUGGAAGAGAUGCAGUGGAUGGCUGCAGACUUUGCUCAAGAGAGGAUGUGGAAACAGGCCAGUGCUAAGAAGCUGGUCAGAAAGGCAGCUCGUUAUCAUGAAGAAAAGAAGGUACAUUUUGAAAUGGCGCAGAAAGAGGAAGAAAACAAACUGAAACGUAUUGCUUCUUCAAUUGCCAGAGAAAUUGAGUAUUUUUGGUCUAAUAUUGAACAGGUGGUGGAAAUAAAGUUACAAAUGGAGUUUCAAGAAAAAAGAAGGAAAGCACUGAAUUUAAACACUGAGUCCAUGAAAGGUCCCCUGAAGGCAAUAGAAGAGGCAUGUGUGAAACAUGACAUCAGUAAGUCUCCAUGUACAUGGAGAAAGAGAAAAGCAAGUUCAUCAUGGAGUGAUGGGGCAGUUGAAGAUGAGGAGGAAACAAUUGCAGAGCAAGAGAGUAAAGAAGGAAACAUUGACCAUCAUGCUGAACUGUGUGAAUUAGCUCGGGAAGCGGAUCUACCCCUUGAUGAUUUAGUGAAGCAGUAUGAAGGGGCAUAUGAUCAGAAUUUUCACUGGCCUCAGACUUUGCCACAAAGCAAAGAAAGCAAUAAUGCAAAAAAUGAAUCUGAAGAGGCCACAAUGGAGUCAGUUGACUCUCAGAACCCCACAGUACUGAUUGACUUUCUCCCCUGCGCUGAUCAAUACCGAACAGCAGAUGUAGCAAGUUCUGGACACUUAGGCUCCAGGAAACACACAAGAGACAUUGGAGAUGUGGCUAGAGCAGCGGAACUGCUUCUUCCUAAUGGCAUUGCCCGAAUUACUUCUACAGAAAAGAAAAAUCCUCCUUGCCUUCUUCAUGGCAGUCUCCGGGAUUACCAGCAGGUUGGAUUGGACUGGCUGGAGAAGCAGUACAAAAAGAACCUUAAUGGAAUUUUGGCUGAUGAGACAGGGCUUGGGAAAAAUAUCCAAGUGAUAGCGCUAAUGGCACACUUGGCGAGCAGUGAAGGUAAUUGGGGCCCUCAUCUCGUUGUGGUGAGAAGUUGUAAGAUUUUAAAGUGGGAGCUGGAGUUUAAGCGCUGGUGUCCAGGAUUAAAACUUCUUCUAUAUUUCGGCAAGCAAAGAGAGCUCAGAAAAAAGAGACAGAAAUGGGACGAGCCAAAUAAUUUCAAUGUGUGUAUCACCUCAUAUAAACACUUAUUCAAGAGCCAUCAGACCUUCAUGAAAAAGAGGUGGAAAUAUUUGGUUCUGGAUGAAGUACAUCAAAUCAAAAACAUGACAGAAAAACACUGGGAUGCUGUCUUCAAAUUACCAAGCCAAAAUCGUCUGCUUUUGAGGGACACUCCCCUCAUGAACACAUGGAGGGAUCAUUGGACCAUGGUGCAUUUCCUAAUUCCGAAACUAUCUCAACCAUACCUGGACUUCCCACUUAAAAUUAGUACUGAAGAAAACCAAGAAAAUUGCCACAAGCUUUUCAUAACUUUGCACAGGACAGUUCGGCCAUUUAUCCUAAGAAGGUCAAAGAAGGAUGUGGAAAAGCAGCUGACUAAAAAAUAUGAGCAUGUCUUAAAAUGCCGCCUUUCUAAUCGUCAGAAAGCUCUGUAUGAGGAUGUCAUUUUACAACCAGGGACACAGGAUGCUUUGAAGGGAGGACAUUUUGUGAGUGUCCUUCAUGUUCUAAUGCAGCUACAAAGAAUAUGCAACCACCCGGAUUUAGUCGAUCCUCGUCCCGAGCAUUCUUCUUAUUUAUGUGAUACGCUCCAGUACAGGACAGCCUCUCUUAUUUUGCGGGGUUUGGAAAGAAACCCAUGGAAGAAUACAGAUAUGUCUUUGUUUGACCUAUUUGGUGUGGAGGAUAAAAUGACUCGCUAUGAAGUCCAAUUGCUUCCUGCUCAAAAAGUAACCAGAAAACAGAUGGAAGAAAUUUAUUGCUCAUCUGAGCCUACGCCUCGACCAACUCCAGUAAAAAUGAAGCCCAGCAGGUUAUUUCAGCCAGUUCAAUAUGGGCAGAAGCCAGAGGGAAGAACGGUCACAUUCUCAAAUGUUCCAUCAUCUCGCAUGGUGACUACAACUACAGCAACGGUUACUCAGCAAGGGCAAGCUAGAGGGCGUUCUCCAAUUACCACUGCCUCCUGCAAUCAGGGUGGUGACGUAGUAAAAAUUGCUCAGCUGGGAGCGAGUGGUGGAACCCAAGGCAGAAUAGCACAGCCCAAGACCCCAGUGACCCUUCAGUUUCAAGGCAACACAUUUACCCUGUCUCAAAGCCAACUCCGUCAACUUACUGCAGGCCAGCCUCUUCAGCUACAAGGCAGUGUACUUCAGAUUGUGUCAGCCCCAGGACAACCAUACCUGCGGCCUCCAGGCCAAAUGAUAAUGCAAACUGUGCCUCAGAGUGGUGCCAUCCAAAAUGCAAUAAAUGCUCUCGGGAACCAACUUCCAGCAGGCAUGUCCUGUGUCACUUCAGCCCAACAAACAGGAAUACCUGGACGAACCAUAAUGCCCCAUGGAUGUGUAGAUCCAAGCGUUGCUCUAAAAUCAUCACCUACGUCCCUAACUCCAGCUCAGGAGUUUGCAGAAGAAAAGCAGCGUUUAAUUAAAGAGCGUCUAGACCGCCUUUUCUCCUCUAAUGAGCGGAACUGCGGGCGAGCCCCGGUGUAUGGAGCAGACUUGCUGUCCAUCUGCUGUUUAAAUCCUGCAGGAGCUCAGCCUUCCAUUUCAGAAUCGCAGUGGGGCUGGGCAGGUUUUGCGAACUGUCUACGUUCUUCCCGGUUAAGUGAUGAUACCGGCGAUCCUUUGCACCAUCUUAUCCUGUCUUCUUGUCAAGAUAAGGCAGCUCAAGAAUUUCUUACAAAAAGGACACUUUGUGUGGUCCCAGCUGUGAUUUCCGCUCCGCCAGUUCUGACUAUGCCGCAUCCACCUCCUCAAUACACUCACAGUAUGAAUAUUCUGCGGGAUGGUUUGAAGGAGCAGGUAGCUCCACAUUUACAUCAUCUUCUGAAGCAAACUUCCCCUCAUUGCAUGCAGUUCCCCGAUUUAAGGCUCAUUCAGUGGGACUCUGGAAAGCUGGAUGCCCUUGCCGUCCUUCUGAGGAAGCUAAGGUCUGAAGGCCGGAGGGUUCUUAUAUUUUCCCAAAUGCUUCUGAUGCUGGACAUCUUGGAGCUCUUUCUGGACUUCCAUUCUCUGACCUUUCUGAGGAUUGAUGAAUUUGCCAGUUAUGACCAAUGCUAUGACCUUAUGAAGAGCUUUAACCAAGACCCCCGAAUCUUCUGCUUACUGAUAUCCACGCACAGCCACUCUCUUGGGGUUCCCUAUGUGGAAGCAAAUACAGCAAUAUUUUAUGACAGUGAUUUAAAUCCUGUGAUGGAUUCAAAAGCCCAAGCCUGGUGUGACCGUAUUGGCAGAACAAAAGAUGUUCACAUUUACAGGCUAGUAAGUGCAAAUUCCAUUGAAGAGAAGCUGUUGAAGAAUGGUACUAAGGAUUUGAUCAGAGAAGUUGCUGCUCAGGGAAAUGAUUUUUCUAUGGCUUUCUUAACACAGCAAACAAUUCAUGAAUUAUUUGAGCUUUAUUCACCUCUAGAGGACACAGGAUUUGGUGAGAAAGCAGAGGAGUUCAUAAUGCUCUCUCAAGAACCAUCUCAUACUGAGACAAUAGCUACAAAGUUUGCCAAACCUUUUAUAGAGGCUCUUAAAAGCAUAGAGCAUGGAGCUGAACAAGAAGAAGAAUUUUCAGAAGCAGCUGCUCUGGGGGAACAAUACAAAAAGGACUUUGCUGUAGAUGGUUGCUGCAGCUCUAUAGAAGCAUCAGAAUUAAUGGAACUGGCCGCUGUUGUGGAGCAGCUUACUCCCAUUGAAAAGUAUGCUUUGAACUAUCUGGAGGAAUUCUACACAUCCAGUGCCAAUGGAAAGGCAGAAAUAAUAGAGCAGCUAAAAUCCACCAAGUCAAAAUGGGAGGUACAGAAUUUAAAAGAGACAAAGGAGUGGGAAGAGGAAAUGGUUUUGGAGGAAUCAGGGGAAGAUCUCUUGACUUAUACAAGAGAAGAUGCAUAUAAUAAGGAGUUUAUUUAUGACAGUCCAGAUGGGCAAACUGAAAUCAUGCCAAUUUGGACUCCUCCUACCCCUCCUCAAGAUGAGAAUGAUAUCUAUAUUGAUUCUGUUAUGUGUCUGAUGUAUGACAGCAACCCUAUCCCAGAGUCUAAACUGCCCCCAGUCUAUGUGAGAAAGGAGCGUAAAAGACAUAAAACAGAUCCCGGAGCUGCAGGUCGGAAAAAAAAGCAGAGACAUGGAGAAUCUGUUGUACCUCCCCGCUCACUCUUUGAUAGAGCCACACCAGGCAUGCUGAAGGUCCGAAGGGAAGGCAAAGAACAGAAAAAGAACAUCCUUCUGAAGCAGCAAACCCAGUUUGCUAAACCUCUUCCAACUCUUGUAAAACCAGCAACAGAAUCUGGACCAGACAACCCAGAGUGGCUGAUAAGUGAGGACUGGGCUCUGUUGCAGGCAGUGAAGCAUCUCUUGGAACUCCCCCUCAACCUUACAGUAGUUUCACCAGCACAUACUCCCAACUGGGAUCUGGUGAGCGAUGUGGUGAACUCCUGCAGCAGAAUAUACCGAUCAUCCAAACAAUGCCGCAGCCGCUACGAAAACGUCAUCAUUCCAAGAGAAGAAGGAAAACUCAUGUUUGAAGCCAACCCUAAGAAGAAAACAAAAAGUAUUUACAAGACAAAGAACAGCCGUCCCCUUCGCACCAGUCAGAUUUAUGCCCAGGAUGAAGGUGUGACACACACACAACUGUACAACAAUCGCUUUGAGUUGAUGAAAAUGACUGCAGGAAAGAGAAGCCCACCAAUCAAACCAUUGUUGGGGAUGAACCCCUUCCAGAAGAAUCCAAAGCAUGCAUCUGUCCUUGCAGAAAGUGGAAUUAAUUAUGACAAGCCCCUGCCUCCAAUUCAAGUGGCAUCUCUCCGAGCCGAGCGCAUUGCCAAGGAAAAGAAGGCUUUAGUAGAGCAGCAUCACAGAGCCCAACAACAAACAGGCUCACAAACUACACAACAGUCACAGCAAAAUGGACAGCAGGCAUCGUCUCCAGUUGUCCAACCCACCCAGGCACAGCCGCAGCAAGUGGUACAGCAGCAAGUGAUUCAGCAGUCACAACCAGUGGUUCCAACAGCCACGUCAGCUGUACCAGCCACAGCAGUUCUGGCUGGAGCCAUCAAAACCGCAGUGACCGGAGCAAGUAUACAAGCAGCCGCUGUCAGUGGGAAUGGUAUCGUCAACACUGUUGCAGGAGUCCCCUCGGCUACUUUCCAGCCUAUUAACAAGAGAUUGGCAUCACCUGUCAUACCUGGAACCCUUACGGCUUCGAGUGGAUCUCAACAGGUAGUUCAUACACAACAAAGGGCUGCAACAGCCUCAGCUGCUCCUGCAGAGAUGGUCACGAUAGCAACAAACCAGGGGGUACGAGCCCUGACCCCAGUGACAGGAGGUACUGUAGUUUGCAGCAGCAUUACCCCUGCCCAGACCAGGCCCAUAGUGACGCAAGUGACAACAGCGACUACAGCCGGGGUUCAGCUGGCCAGUAAAGCAAUGACCCCUGCUCAGCUUCAGAUGCUUAGACAACAGCAGGCAGCCCAGGUUCAGGUCCCACAGAUCCAGGCUCAAACACAGUCGCCAGGGCAGAUUAAAGCUGUUGGUAAAAUAUCCCAGGAACAGCUUCUCAAGUUGCAAAAACAGAAGAUGCAGCUUCCUCAGCAGAUUACUCAGGCUACUGCUCAGCAGUCACAACCAGGAGCACCACCAGCAGCACCUGUGCAGGGCCAACAACAACCGCAGCAGACCCAAGCGCAGCAGCAAACUCAGCAGCUCGCUGCCGUCACUGCGCCAAGAGCCGGAGCUGUACUAACAGGGGCCACUGUCGCAAACCUGCAAGUGGCUCGUCUGCUUCAGACUCAAGGGCAAAUACAGACCCAGCCAGGACAAGCAGCACAAGUCACUCUGACAAAGCCUCCCGUAGUAUCUGCUGUAGUGUCAUCUGCUGGAGUCACCACUCUUCCGGUUACAGUAGCUGGAAUCAGUGUUGCUAUUGGGCAAAACCAGAAAGCUGCAGGUGGUCAGGCAGUGGUUGCUCAGCCUUUGAAUGUCCAGCAGCUUCUAAAGCUAAAGCAACAACAACAACAACAACAGCAAAAAGCUCUACAAUCCCAGGCUGCUACAGGACAAGUUGCAGUGCAACAACCAAAGAUCACAGCUCCGCAAGUAGCCAUCCAAGCCCAGCAACAACAGUCACAGCAACAGGGGCAACAGCAGAAAGUGACAUAUGCUGCCCAGCCAGCCAUUAAAACUCAGUUCCUAGCUGCCCCUAUUAACCAGGCUCAGAAGUCACCAGGAGCCCAGCAGAUGCAGGCACAGCUUCAGGUUGCAAAGCUUCCUCAGGUGGUCCAGCAGCAGACAGCAGCAGCACAAGUGGCAGUUGCAAAUAUUCCACAGAUGGUACCGGCAUCCCAGCAGGUCCCUCCACAAACCAUGACUUUGACCCAGGCAACAGCAGCAGGACAGCAGCAGGUUCAGGUAUUGCCUGCAGGUUCAGCAGCAGCCCAAGCAGUACAACAAAAGAUGGUCCAACAGCAGCAACAGGUGGUGUCGAGUGCACAACAGAUCCAGGCUUCAGUGAGUCAGAGCACAACCCCAGCACUAGGUGCAAAUGAUACACAAGCCCAGCAGGCCAAGCUGCAGGUACGAACUCCAACCGUGAGGAUAAAAGCUCCCACUAAGCCCAGCUGAAUGUCUCAACCCCAGCUUUCAAGGAUCAAGACUCCAUGGAAGUUUCACAGAAACCAAUGACAUUUUCCAUUAAGUAUAAAUAGAGCAGCGGGAACACAAAAGAAAGCUAGAAAUGUGCAUUUUGGAACAUUUCUCUUUCACGCUCAUAGAAACUGACCUUCCAAGUAGUUGUCUGGGCAGAACAAACAGAGGCCUGAUACAUGAAUAUGCAUGCUUUCAAUAUUGCAUUGGACUCAAGAGUUUUCAUUUUUACUCUUCGUCAGCUCUUGUUUGAUCCAGACCUGUAGGCUGGAUCAUUGUGAAAAGCUUCCUACAAGGGUGUCAGAAAAACAUGAAUUUGUAAAAUGUGGGGUAUAAUUCCCACCUUCAAAUUACUGCUAUACUUUGCUGUGGGCUCACAGUUUUGCAAACAGGACUUUAACUGGAAACAGUUAAAGGAUAAUUCAACCCUAAAGUAAAAAAAAAUACCCCUACCCUACGUAGACUCCUCCCCCAGCCUAGCUGCUACCCCGGGCAAAUGCCACGGAGUUCGUGGGCGCCAUCUUCUCCUCUUCGGAAAUCUUUAGAAUGAGACUGGUGUGGCAGCGCAUGUUCAGUUGGAGCAAUUUUCUGUUUCAUGAUAACGGCGCAUGCACCAAAACUCCCGAAAAUUGCUGAAGCACCUGUCUCAUUCCGAAAAUUUCUGAAGAGAAGAAGAUGACGCCCGCGAACUCCGAUGCCUGAAUUUGCACUGAGGGGUAAGUAAAACGUUAGGGAAAUUUGCCCAGGGUAACACUUAGGCUAGGGGGAGGAGUCUAUGUAGGCCAUUAGGGUUGAAUUCUCCUUUAAAUAAGAAUAACACAGUCCCUUGCAUUGCUUCAAACAAUAAUAAUGCAGAACUUAAAACAUGCACUUUCCAUUGAUGAAAUAAUAUAGCUGAAACCAUUGCCUAGGUCACAUGUAAACUAAUAUUUGUCAGAAAAGAAAGAAAUAUGAGUGUAAUUUUACUAAAGUAACAAGACUGGAUAGAUGAGGGUCCUAUACCAUCCUUUGGACUGUAUAGCCCUACCCUGCUCACAUAUUAAUUGCAGAUAGUUCCACCUUGCUCCAGUAUUUGCAUUACACAUACUAUAGAUAUUUGUAUUGAUACUACACAUACUAUAGAUAUUUGUAUUGAUACUACACAUACUAUAGAUAUUUGUAUUGAUACUACACAUACUAUAGAUAUUUGUAUUGCUUGCAAACGUGCUCAUUUUUAGCCCCUAUACCCGUCUCUGGCUAUGAUAAAUGAUAUACAAGUGACGUUCAUUUGGAUUAAAACAAAUGAGCACUAACACAUAUCAGUCUUUUUAAGAUGUUCAGUUUGUUUUCCACAUUCGCAGUCUCCAACAUUUCAUACCGAGCAGCUGUUUGUUAGAGAAAAAAAUGACUUUCAUUUGUCCAUGUUCUGUAGGCAACCGGCAGGAUGAAGUAGUGGCCUCCUGUCUAAUGGACAUUUUAUGUUCUUUGAGUUCUCGUGUACAGAUUGUUACAUGUCGAGUUUUUGAUGUAGUGAAUUUAUAACAUUUUGCACUUUUUACACUUUGUACUUCCCUCCCCCUUUCUCUCCCAUGAGCCAUGAGGACACUUUAGAUGUAAUUUAAACCCCCUCCCAUUUUCUUUUCAUUUGCAUGUAAUCCUUAGUCCAUUUUAGCUGCGGCUAAAUAUUGCACUUGGGUCAAUGAGUUUCUCCCUUAUGGCAAAUAAGCAAUGACUUAUUUCUUAAUAAGGAAUGUCUGGGCAUUCUUAACUGUAGUCUUGAAUACACCAGGCAAACACUACUUUAUCCAAUUGGCCCUUCAGUAUAUUGAAAUAUUAUUAUCAAUUUGAUAAUAGGUAAAUCUAUCAAAAGUGUUGCAGCCUUUAGCUGUUGCCCUUAUUUGUUUUACUUUAAAAGUAAAAAUAGGGGUAAAUCAGUUAUGGGCACCCUGCGGCCCUCCUCACAUUCAAUUCCCCGUACCCCGUGACAGCCUUGCUACCCUCCUCCCCAUUUCUUGUAAACCUUAUGACUGUAGAUGUGCGGCGUGAAAUGUAAUACGUAGUAGAUGAUGUCAAUGUAUGUAACACUGCAAUAUCCUAGACUUGCCAGUCACUUGUUUGAAGAACUGACAACCACAUCAUUGGGGCUCAUUUAUAAACACUGGGCAAAUUUGCACCUGGGCAGUAACCCAUGGCAACCAAUCAGAUGUUUGCUUUCGCUGUUCAACCUGCAGCUGGCUGAAAAAAAAGCUUAUCACUGAUUGGUUGCUAUGGGUUACUGCCCAGGUGCAAAUUCGCUCAGUGUUUAUAAAUGAUCCCCACUGUUGAGAGGCUAAAAUUUCUUCUACCCAAGUCACGGACCAUGGCACUUUAGUAAAAGGAUAUAUUUAAGUUGAAUUAAUAGAAAUUCAAAUGAAGUAUGUUGUACAUCUUGUCCCCAUGUAACCUGCUUUUAAAAGUGUUAUUGCUUAUGCAUGGAUGUCUGUAAUGUUGUGUCACUGUUGUUUUUUUCCUGUUUGCCAAUGUCAAUGUUUUUGUUACAUAUAAAUAUAUAUAUAGUUUUAUAUAUACACAGGCUCGGAUUUUGGGCUUUGGCACCCCUAGGCCACUAGGUCCUAGCAUCACCACAAAUCCGGGCCUGUAUAUAUACACACACACAUGUAUUAUUUAAAAUAUGACCCCCCCCUUGACUUGCUAGAGGCACUUGCAUCUGUUUGUUACGUGUCUGCGGCUGUGAGAAGGAUGAAGGUCGGAGCUUUUGAACCAUACUGAGUUCAACAUGUAAAUAGUUUGUGAAGACACAUUUGUACGUGUUGUAGAACCAUAGUGAGUCAUGCAUUGCAUAUUGCCAGUGUAAUAAAGGAGACUUUUUUUU